Messenger RNA from Ceratotherium simum simum (southern white rhinoceros), 926 nucleotides. The record is from RefSeq and is a predicted model, not a curated record. Lineage: Eukaryota; Metazoa; Chordata; Mammalia; Perissodactyla; Rhinocerotidae.
CAUGACAUUGGGUUACUGGGACGCCCGCGGGGUGAGCGAGGCGUCCUCCUGGGCGGCUGGGAUGGAGGCGGGCGGGCGGGGAAACGCUGCGCAGCUGGGGACCGGUUCUGGCAGAAGGUUCCUCCUCCGGGGCUUGCUGGAGCCCAGCCCCAUCCUGCCGCCUGUCCUCUCAGGUGGGAGAGUGUGUGGGAGGCUGGGGUGUGCGUGGGAGGUUACCUGGAGAGAAAGGCAGCAGUCAGGCCCCUCCAGCUCUGACCUCUGCCCCGGCCUUCUGUCCCAGCUGGCUCACGCCAUCCGCCUGCUCCUGGAGUACACAGACUCAAACUAUGAGGAAAAGAAGUACACGAUGGGGGACGCUCCCGACUAUGACAGAAGCCAGUGGCUGAAAGAAAAAUACAAGCUGGGCCUGGACUUCCCCCAUCUGCCCUACUUAAUUGAUGGGGCUCACAAGAUCACCCAGAGCAACGCCAUCCUUCGCUACAUUGCUCGCAAGCACAACCUAUGCGGAGAGACAGAAGAGGAGAAGAUUCGUGUGGACAUUUUGGAGAAUGAGGUUAUGGACACCUUCAUGCACCUGGCUAGGGUCUGCUACAGCCCUGACUUUAAGAAACUGAAGCCUGAGUACUUGGAGGUGCUUUCUGAAAAAGUGAAGCUCUUCUCACAGUUUCUGGGGAAAAGGCCUUGGUUUGCAGGGGACAAGAUCACCUAUGUGGAUUUCCUGGCUUAUGACAUCAUUGACAAACUCCGUAUGUUUGACCCCAAGUGCCUGGAUGUGUUCUCUAACCUGAAGGACUUCAUAGCCCGCUUUGAGGGUCUGAAGCAGAUCUCUGUCUACAUGAAGACCAGCCGCUUCCUCCCAAAGCCUCUGUUUCUAAAGACAGCCUUGUGGGGCAACAAGUAGGGCCUUCUAAGUCCAGGAGCUGAGA